This is a messenger RNA of Choloepus didactylus (southern two-toed sloth), 930 nucleotides long. Its product is annotated as olfactory receptor 7A10-like. Gene Ontology annotation, biological process: G protein-coupled receptor signaling pathway. NCBI's taxonomy places the organism in Eukaryota, Metazoa, Chordata, Mammalia, Pilosa, Megalonychidae. Bases 1 to 930 code for a protein of 309 amino acids. Gene Ontology annotation, cellular component: membrane. The record is from RefSeq and is a predicted model, not a curated record. Gene Ontology annotation, molecular function: olfactory receptor activity; G protein-coupled receptor activity. The transcript has a single exon.
AUGGAAACAGGGAAUGAAACACGAAUUCUAGAAUUUCUUCUUCUGGGAAUAUCAGAGAAACCAGAAUUGCAGUCCUUCCUAUUUGGUGUCUUCCUGUGCAUGUACCUGGUCACCAUCUCUGGGAACCUGCUCAUCAUCCUGGCCACCAUCACUGACUCCAACCUCCACACACCCAUGUACUUCUUCCUCUCUAAUUUGUCCUUUGUAGACAUCUGUUUUACCACAACCACCAUCCCAAAGAUGUUGGUGAAUAUCCAGACACAGAGGAAAGUCAUUUCCUAUGUAGGCUGCCUCACCCAGAUGUACUUUUUCCUACACUUUGCAGGGUUGGAGGACCUCAUCCUGACCGUGAUGGCUUAUGACCGCUAUGUUGCCAUCUGCUACCCGCUGCACUACAUGAUCACCAUGAACCCUUGGCUCUGUGUCUUGCUCAUUUUGGGGUCCUGGAUUAUAAGUGUCUUGUAUUCAAUUUUAGAAAGCUCACUUGUUUUGCGGCUUUCCUUUUGUCAACCCUUGGAAAUCCACCACUUUUUCUGUGAAUAUAAUCAGAUUGUCCAACUUGCCUGUUCCGACACUUUCCUCAAUGACAUAGUGAUGUACCUUUUAUCUGGACUGCUGGGUGGAGGGCCAUUCAUUGGCAUCAUUUUCUCAUAUUCUAAGAUUGUUUCCUCCAUACAUGAAAUUUCAUCAGCUGUGGGGAAAUAUAAAGCAUUUUCCACUUGUUUGUCUCACCUCACAGUUGUCUCCUUAUUUUACUGUUCUGUUUUAACUGUGUAUAUAAGAUCCUUUGUGACACAUAAUGCACAUGCAAGUGCACCAGCAUCAGUGAUGUAUACUGUGUUGAUACCCAUGUUGAACCCUUUCAUCUACAGUUUGAGGAAUAAAGACAUAAAGAGGGCUCUGAAAAGAUUCCUUACUGGAAAGCCAUAA